Molecule: messenger RNA, 1889 nt
Organism: Brassica oleracea var. oleracea
Lineage: Eukaryota; Viridiplantae; Streptophyta; Magnoliopsida; Brassicales; Brassicaceae
Product: probable serine/threonine-protein kinase NAK
Exons: 6
Coding region: 434-1666 (410 amino acids)
Biological process (GO): protein phosphorylation
Molecular function (GO): protein kinase activity; ATP binding
Source: RefSeq, a predicted model, not a curated record
ACCAUAAACCUCUCAUUUGCUCCUCCCUCUUGCGUCCUUGGACCAUCAUUCUUUCAAAGACUUAGUCUUCGCUUUCGUCUCUCAGUGACAUGGUAACAAAGUAACCACGUCCUUAUCCUUCUCUUCUCUCUCCAUGUCAAAGAAAAGCAAUUUCGUCGAAUUGGAGAAAACACACAUCUUUUUUUUGUUGUUGUCUCUCUACUCAUUCACACCCGGUUUUAAACGGUACCUGUUGUCCGAUCUCUAUCCAUCAUCCUCUACUGUGUCUUUUCUUGUAAAGCACUCUCUGUUUUUAGAUUCACACCCUCUUUUUUUUUGUUCUUUCUCUUUGACUUGUGUAAAAACCCUGAAAACAAGAAGUGUAUAAACAGAGGUACUUGUCUAAUAUAAUUGAGAAAAAAAAGAGUUCGGCUUUUAAAUAUUGUCUGUCGGUAUGGGGCUUUGCUGGUCUUCUUCAUCUAAAUCUCCUUCAACUGCAACAACAACACCUACCACUACUGGUAAUAUCAGUUCAGGUCCGUUUAAGUCAACGACUACAGAAACAUCAAGAAGUAACAUAUCUAGCACUAGUGGAUUCUCUGCGGGAAGUGGUGGAGAUGCUUGCCCCGAGGGUCAGAUACUUCCCAUUCCCAAUCUAAGGAUAUUCAGCCUUGCAGAACUUAGAGCUACAACCAGGAAUUUCAAGUCUGAGAAUGUUCUGGGAGAAGGAGGGUUUGGGAAAGUCUUCAAAGGCUGGCUUGAAGAGAAAGGGCCUGGGAGUCACAGCACUGGAACUGUGAUUGCUGUCAAGAAACUCAACUCCGAAAGCUUCCAAGGAUUUGAGGAAUGGCAAUGUGAGGUGAACUUUCUUGGGAGGGUUUCUCAUCCGAACCUGGUGAAGCUGUUGGGAUACUGCUUGGAAGGUGACGAGUUGCUUUUGGUGUAUGAGUACAUGCAGAAAGGAAGCUUAGAGAAUCAUCUUUUUCGAAAGGGUUCUGUUGUUCAGCCACUCUCAUGGGAAAUAAGGCUUAGGAUUGCAAUAGGAGCAGCUAAAGGCUUAGCGUUUCUUCACGCUUCAGAGAAGCAAGUCAUUUAUAGAGACUUCAAAGCUUCAAACAUUCUACUUGAUAGUUCAUAUAACGCAAAGCUAUCAGAUUUUGGAUUGGCUAAGUUAGGUCCUUCCGCGAGUCAGUCUCACAUCACAACAAGGGUUAUGGGCACACAUGGUUAUGCAGCUCCAGAGUAUGUUGCUACAGGUCACUUGUAUGUAAAGAGUGAUAACUACGGGUUUGGAGUCGUGUUAGCUGAGAUCUUGACUGGUUUACACGCACUUGAUCCUACCCGGCCCACCGGGCAACACAAUCUAACGGACUGGAUCAAGCCUCAUCUCUCUGAAAGAAGAAAGCUGAGGAGGAUAAUGGACCCUCGUCUAGAAGGAAAGUACCCUUUCAAAUCGGCUUUCCGAGUUGCUCAACUGUCUCUGAAAUGCCUUGAACCCGAGCCAAAGAACCGUCCAUCGAUGACAGAAGUGGUGGAAUCGCUAGAACUCAUUGUGGCUGCCAAUGAGAAACCGUUGCAACGAAGGACCACUAGAGCUUCCCCAACCGUAAGUAACCAACAAAGCCAUUAUCGCCGGGAACAUCUGUCUACAUUUCAACCGAGGCAUACCGUGGCUAGAGGUCACUAGUGUUGGUUGUUUUUGAACACUAGAUAUUCUUUUUUCCUCUCUCUCUCUCUCUGUCUGGUUUUGUAUUCGUUAAAAAGAUGAUUAGAAAACCAUUCAUAUGUAUACUAUAUGGAACCAAAAGACAAGACAUAAGCAUAUGUUGUAACUAGUAAAUGUGUUGUUGUUGUGUGUGUUUGUAGAUGCUUAUAAGAGAUUAAGAAAGUUUUGAAAUAUUAGUUAUCUA